GGCGCACACACACAGAGAGGGAAAUUAACAGAGAGAGAAAGUAAGCGGAGGAGACUCGGAGUCCAUGCGCUCUGUCUGUCUGUGUGUCUGACUGUCCGGAUCUGCCGACGCGCUACCGGCUGCUCUUAUUGUCUUUAUAAUUUAGAAGUCUGAAUCCACGUGAGAAGAAGCUGAAGAAGAAACUUUUUUUUUUUUUUUUUUGAACAGUUACUUAAGUAGUGUUGCUUUUCGGUCGAGCACGGGGAAGAAACAUUUCUUCACCGCCUGCAAGUAAGAGAGGCGCAGUGACUGAAAGAGAGAAGGGAAAGUCAUGUUUUAAGUCAUCGCAGCAGUAUGGGUCAUACCAUACAUCCCUGCCUUCUCUGUUGCCGAAUGAUGGUGUCAAGAGGUCAGGAUUUCCCUCUGUUGUCUGGGAAUUCCUUGUUACUUCCAUACUGAGCUGGCAUAUUUAUUUCAACAAGUUAAACAUGAACAAAAACAUGCUCUCAAACGGAUCAUGUACCAAUGCCACCUGCAAUGAAACUCUCACCGUGAAUGGGCAAAGCAAGCCAGCAACGAGCAUCAUCAUGUUUCUGGCCGGUGUGGUGGGGAACCUCCUGGCUCUCUUCAUCCUCGGGGUGCACCAGAAGGAGCAUCGCUCCAGGUCCUCGGUCUUCUGCAUCCUGGUGACCGGCCUGGCCCUCACUGACCUGCUGGGCACCUGCCUCCUCAGCCCAUCUGUGUUCAUCUCCUACGCCCGCAACAUGUCCCUGAUAAGUCUGGGCGGCGAAAGACUGUGCAACCUCUUCGGCUUCGCUAUGAGUUUCUUCGGCCUGGCACCCACGCUCAUCCUGUGCGCUAUGGCCGUGGAGCGUUGCCUGGCCAUCAGCCACCCUUACUUUUACUCUGUACACAUUCGCCGUAGGUUUGCCAAAUUCGCUCUUUUCUUUAUUUACCUGUUCUCUUUGGCCUUCUGCCUCCUGCCAUACGCUGGCUACGGCAAAUUCAGACAGUAUUGCCCCGGGACGUGGUGCUUCAUUGACAUGGAUGCAACAGGGGAUGACCAGGCCAACUUGGUACGGGCCUUCUCCCUGUCCUACUCUUCCCUCAUGGCACUGCUGAUCUUGGCUGUGUUUGUGUGCAACGGCUCAGUGAUUAUGAGCCUGUGCCAGAUGCACCGGAGCCAGAUGCUGCGGCGCGGUUCGGUCGUCUCCACAGGCAAGAGGAGGAAGCUGAGCCUGGCCUGGUUCGGACGUGGGGAAGAGGAGAUGGAUCACCUGGUGCUACUGGCGCUCAUCACUGUCAUCUUUGUGGUCUGCUCCCUGCCGCUCACCAUCGCAGGUUUCAUCAACUCCAUCCAUCCAUUUUGUGGUGACGCAGAGAACCUGACAGCCUUCCGCUUCUACGCCAUCAACCCCAUCGUGGAUCCCUGGGUCUUCAUCAUCUGCCGCAAGUCUGUGUUUCGCCACCUUUACUCUCUGCUGAGCUGCCGCUUCAGCAAAGGAGCCGUGAAGACGACGGCGCAUUGCGCUCUCUCUUUGCCCCUUGACGCUCACAUACAGCACAACCCUCCAGAUGUGACAGCUCAACAGACCAUCAUGUACCCCAGUUUACCUCUGUGAUCCAACAGAAUCUGUGCAGGCUCACCGGAGACUGGGAGGACGAUGGAGAAAAAUUAACAUUUGCAUACAGGAUUCCUCCGCUCAGCGCUUUAAGGCACAAAGACCUUGACAAAGAAGUGUCUGUCACGAUGAAAAUCUUUCAUAUGACUGUCACAGUUUCCUUAUGAACUAAUUUUGGGGAAAAAAAUUAUUGCACUAAGUCUUAAGCUGUUUAAAAGUGGUGCCAUAAAGCAAACAGCGCUGUACUUUAGCACUAUGGACUGCUUUAACCAUAUUGUGGCUAUGAAUAAUAUCCUGUAAGAUCAGAAUAGAUGCACUCUGGUGAAGCUACAGCAGGAAACAAUAUACCUGAAUGUAUGCUGUGUUUUCUCUUAGCCUUUUCUUCAAGACACUGCCAGAUUAAUGAGUUGUCCACGUCUCCGGUAUCUAUGACAUGAGAUGCAGCUCAUACUCAACAUGAAGACCAUUAUUUUAGUUUUAAUUUAUUAAUUUCAUUUCCCUGUUAAUGUACCAUCUGACCAGAGUUGAAAGGACGAUGGAAAACAAACGCUUAUUUUAUUUGAAGAGAAGUCACUUGAAUGUCACUUGUCACUUGAAUGAAGUAACAGAUGUACUAGAGGUGGGUUUUCCAGACAAGAUGCAGGGAAAAUCUGAACAUAAACCAUUAGCAGAACACUCAGUCAUGUCUCCACAUGACUAAAAGCCUGCAGCCAUGCUAGCUGUGGCCUUAAGGCCCUGGCACUUUGAGCUAAACGCUGAUGUCAGCAUGCUAACAUACUCACCAUCUUGUUUAGCAUGUCUCUGUGAUGAUUUGCCAACUAACACCAAGCUUAGACUCGAUUCAUGUCAGAAUUUGGACAUUGUGAUGGUGAUGAAUAAAAAAAGUUACCAAAUGUACUACCAUUCAUCCUCUUAGCGCUGGAGAACCAUCUCAUAUUUGUUAAGAUAGAACGACGGCACUAGCGUAGGUAAAAAUGUGGUUUUCUAAAACACAAGUCUUGAGUUUGGAUUACUUAUAUACUUAGUUGCAAUCGAGUGCAAGUCUGCUUUCAGCUGUCAUGCAUUUGCAUUGUACCUGUGCAAAUUAAUGCUGGCGCUGAGAGGCAUAAUUAUGAACAUUUAAUAUAUGUACCAGAACAAUACAAUUGCAUCUUUUUGGUUGUUGUGUUCUGUUGGUCAAACCUCAACAAAUGAAAAGUAAAAGUAUGAAAUUCACUUUAGUUUAGUCUAAAGUUAAGGGAUUAAUCUGAAGUUAAACUUGGAUUUUUGGAAAUUUAAUUCUUCUUACCAAGAAACCAGACCCAAGAUUAAUCCAAGACUAGACUAAAGGUUUUAUAGACCACUUUAGUCUCAAACUAGGCUUAAUUCCUGCUCUUGUCCAGAUGAUAAUCUCAUCGUGUUGCAUGACUUUUGAUUUGAUUCAAGCCCUUGUUCUUAUAUGAUGAUUAUCUGUGAAUGUUCUUUCAAGAGUCUCUUUGCAUUUGAAAAACUCUGCUGCUGCAAAAUUCACUGUGAGACUAUGAGAAAGUCUUUUGUUGUUGUGACUUCAGGUUGUAAGUGCAUUUAAAUAUAGUGUAAUUAUGCCUUAUACACUGUGCUAUAAUGUAUAUCUUUACAGUUGUGUUGGUUUGGUUUAUAUAUAUAUAUAUAUAUGUAUAUGUAUUUUUGGUUGUGUUGCACAUUCACUUUUUGCUUCAUAGUCUUCAGUCACAUAUGACCACAGGUAAACCACUUGCACAUUUGAUCUUUGAGGGUUUAAGUAUUCCAUUAAAUUGAAUGAAAAAAUACAUUUUCAGAAAAUGGUAUUCAAUAUAUGGUACACAUUUUGUUCAUGUGAAAUAAAGUGUUAACAAAAGA
Messenger RNA from Scatophagus argus, 3458 nucleotides. It is a transcript of the gene ptgir, whose product is annotated as prostaglandin I2 receptor. Gene Ontology annotation, biological process: adenylate cyclase-activating G protein-coupled receptor signaling pathway; inflammatory response; positive regulation of cytosolic calcium ion concentration. The record is from RefSeq and is a predicted model, not a curated record. NCBI's taxonomy places the organism in Eukaryota, Metazoa, Chordata, Actinopteri, Scatophagidae. The coding region runs from base 468 to 1601 and encodes 377 amino acids. Gene Ontology annotation, molecular function: prostacyclin receptor activity; thromboxane receptor activity. The transcript is spliced from 3 exons. Gene Ontology annotation, cellular component: plasma membrane.